Molecule: messenger RNA, 390 nt
Organism: Glycine soja
Lineage: Eukaryota; Viridiplantae; Streptophyta; Magnoliopsida; Fabales; Fabaceae
Product: serine/threonine-protein kinase-like protein At5g23170
Exons: 1
Coding region: 1-390 (129 amino acids)
Biological process (GO): protein phosphorylation
Cellular component (GO): plasma membrane
Molecular function (GO): protein kinase activity; ATP binding
Source: RefSeq, a predicted model, not a curated record
AUGGAAGAGAUGGAGUUUGAUUAUGAAGAGGUUGUAAAAGCAACGGAAAACUUCAACCCUAGAAGAAUCAUAGGCAAAGGAAGCCAUGGCAUGGUCUACAAAGGCGUUCUUUUCAACGACAGAUUGCAGGUUGCUGUGAAGAAGCCAUCUCAAGGCCUUGAAUCACUCCACGACAACUCCAAGCUCGAAAACGAAAUCCGAGUUCUAUCUUCUCUACGCGAAAUCCCUCACGUGGUUAAUCUUCUGGGGACAAGUAGCUAUAAUGAUCACAAGAAGCUCAUCGUGAUGGAACUCAUGCCCAAUGGUUCCCUCCAUGACUUGCUCCAUGGCCAUGGCCAUGCCAAUAAAACCACGUGGUCUAUACUCUUUGCAUGUGUAAUGCAAUGUUGA